Molecule: messenger RNA, 588 nt
Organism: Meyerozyma guilliermondii ATCC 6260
Lineage: Eukaryota; Fungi; Ascomycota; Pichiomycetes; Serinales; Debaryomycetaceae
Product: mitochondrial 37S ribosomal protein bS18m
Exons: 1
Coding region: 1-588 (195 amino acids)
Biological process (GO): mitochondrial translation
Cellular component (GO): ribosome; mitochondrial small ribosomal subunit
Molecular function (GO): structural constituent of ribosome; small ribosomal subunit rRNA binding
Source: RefSeq, a predicted model, not a curated record
AUGAACAAAACCAUGCUUCGCAGAACCGUGGCUGGUGCCAUACGAGCACCGUCGUUGGUAGCCCGUUCAUUUACAAAUUCUGCUAUAACGAUGGCGGAGAAUCCACUUCCUUCGUCACCAGAAAUGAAAAGUGAAAGUGCGUGGACCAAGGACACCACGAGCAACAGCAGUUCGGUUGUAAGUCAGGUUGUGGGAUUAGCACGCACGAUCCAAGAAAGCUCUCAACCCCCAGUACACAUAGAUACCAUGUUCACCAAGCGGUUUGGCGUGGGCGAAACUUAUGACCCAUUUGACUUUUCCAACGAUAAAUUAGACAUCCAAAAAAGAGAAAGAAGAUCAGCACGAGCAUCAGGUACAUCCAGAGACCCAUUUGAAAACGCCGGUAUUGAUCCUUUGGACGUGUAUAUGAUGCCAGAGUUGUUGUCGCGGUUUUUAAGCUCCACAGGACAGAUAUUACCACGAGAAAUCACCGGUUGCAACAACAAAAACCAGAGAAAGCUCUCAAUGGCCAUCAAGCGAGCACGGGCAUGCGGAUUACUUUCUUCCGUCCACAGACAUGCGCGGUUCUUGCCCACGCGAAACAUGUAA